AAGCCAUCAGAGGAAAAGGGCACGCGUUGCGUGUUUGGUUUCCCAAAGCCGACGGGUGCAAAGAAAGCAUGGACAGUACUGGUAGAGAAGAGUAAACGAUCUUCCUUGAAGUUGGCUAUAAGCAGCCCAGCGGAUGCCAGCGUGGGCUCUUACAAUCUGUAUAUCAGGGAAGGGUCACAAGCCUCCCCUCAAUCCAUCACAAACAUGGUGCUCCUCUUUAACCCCUGGUGCACAGAGGACUGGGUGCACCUCCCAAAGGAAACUGAGAGGCAGGAGUAUGUGAUGGCUGAGGAGGGCAUCAUCUACAGAGGAUCUGCUGACCGCAUUGGCCCCCUUGCCUGGAACUUUGGACAGUUUGAGGAGGAUAUGGUGGACAUCUGCAUGAAGCUGCUGGACAUGAACCCCAAGUGUCUGAGGGACCCUGCUGAGGAUUUCUCUGCCCGCUGCAACCCCAUCUAUGUAGGGAGGGUGGUCAGUGCUAUGAUCAACGCUAAUGAUGACCGUGGUAUCCUGGCGGGCCGCUGGCAAACACCGUACUCCGGCGGUGUGGCCCCCACCCACUGGAGCAGCAGCGUGGACAUCCUGCGGAGCUGGUACGAGAGCCAUCACUCCCCCGUGAAGUACGGACAGUGCUGGGUGUUCGCUGGGGUCAUGUGCACAGUUUUGAGGUGUCUGGGAAUCCCAUGCCGUGUAGUCAGCAACUUCCAGUCUGCCCACGACACUGAUAAAAACCUGAUCAUCGAUGAGUACUACACAGACCACGGGGUUCAGCCUAAGGAGAGCCAUGACAGUGUGUGGAACUUCCACGUGUGGGUAGAGGGAUGGAUGAAGCGGCCGGACCUCUGUGGGGAUUCUACAUACGAUGGCUGGCAGGUGCUGGACCCGACCCCACAGGAGCAGAGUGCAGGAGUGUUCUGCUGUGGUCCGUGCCCUGUGAAGGCUGUUCUGGAGGGACACACCGACCAGAAGUACGACGUGCCGUUCGUCUUCGCUGAAGUGAACGCCGAUCAAGUCAUCUGGAUGCUCAUGAAAGACGGCUCAAAACACAGACUCCACACUGACAGCUCUCAGAUUGGCCAGAACAUCAGUACUAAAGCUGUAGGCGCAGACAGAAGGGAGGACAUCACAGCCUGCUACAAAUACCCAGAGGGUUCUAAGAAGGAGCGUCUGGUGUUUGAGGAAGCCGUGAGGAGAGGAAACGAACGCAAGCCCUGCCCUGAGCUGUCACUGAAGCCUCCCGUGGUGAAGCUGGAGAUCACAGAGGAGAAGGAGCCAAUCACGGGACAGGAUCUGGAGCUGAGUCUGCUCCUCCAUAGUGAUCACUUGCGGGAGCUCAGUGUGCAAAUCAACGCUCAGGCCAUGAGGUACACAGGCGUGCCCGACAGCCUGGUGUACAGGGAGGAGAAGGAUGUCCUGCUGCAGCCCAAGCAGGAUUCCAAAAUUUCCAUCCCGAUCCCAUUCUCCUUAUAUGGGACCAAGAUGCUGGACAACAACAGUCUGAAGGUCUCGGCACUGGUGCACGACAAGCAGCACCCAGGAGAUGGCUACCUAGCUGUGAAGAACAUCGUACCGCAGGAGCCUACAAUCACCAUCCAGGCGCCCAGCACAUGUCAGCAGUUUACAGAGAUGACGGUGGAGGUCAUCUUUGACAACCCCAUAUCCAGCACACUCAGAGAUGGCGUCCUUACGCUAACAGGCAGUGGGCUGUUGCGUCAUCCCGUGGUGACCAGGUAA
Molecule: messenger RNA, 1734 nt
Organism: Clupea harengus (Atlantic herring)
Lineage: Eukaryota; Metazoa; Chordata; Actinopteri; Clupeiformes; Clupeidae
Product: protein-glutamine gamma-glutamyltransferase 2-like
Exons: 10
Coding region: 205-1734 (509 amino acids)
Biological process (GO): peptide cross-linking
Cellular component (GO): mitochondrion
Molecular function (GO): protein-glutamine gamma-glutamyltransferase activity
Source: RefSeq, a predicted model, not a curated record